CCAUGCCCGCGUCGGGCGCGCCCUGGCCCGCGCCCCGCCGCCGCCCCCCGGCCCCCGCGUCGCCCCAUAGCCCGGGCCGCACUGCGAGCCGCCCGCAGCGGCCCUGAGCCCCUAUCCCUGCACGCUGCCUGGGAACCGAAGCGCAGAAGCGAGCGCGCCUGGAAGCGAGACCCAGAGAAGGAGCGGGAAGCAGAGCGCAGCCGCCGCCGGGCCCUGCGCGCCCCGGGAGCGCAGCGCGGCCCUGCCCGCGGGCUCCGGGUGUCCGCGGGGCGGCGCCGCGGAACAUGACGGCGCCCUGGGCGGCCCUCGCCCUUCUCUGGGGAUCGCUGUGCGCCGGUUCCGGGCGCGGGGAGGCUGAGACUCGGGAGUGCAUCUACUACAACGCCAACUGGGAGCUAGAGCGCACCAACCAGAGCGGCCUGGAGCGCUGUGAGGGCGAGCAGGACAAGCGGCUGCACUGCUACGCCUCCUGGCGCAACAGCUCGGGCACUAUCGAACUCGUGAAGAAGGGCUGCUGGCUGGAUGACUUCAAUUGCUACGACAGGCAGGAGUGUGUGGCCACUGAGGAAAACCCCCAGGUGUACUUCUGCUGCUGUGAAGGCAACUUCUGCAACGAGCGCUUCACCCACUUGCCGGAGCCUGGAGGCCCAGAAGUCACCUACGAGCCACCCCCGACAGCCCCCACCCUGCUCACGGUACUGGCUUACUCGCUGCUGCCCAUUGGGGGCCUCUCCCUCAUUAUCCUGCUGGCCUUCUGGAUGUAUCGGCAUCGCAAGCCUCCCUACGGCCACGUGGAUGUCCAUGAGGACCCCGGACCUCCACCCCCAUCCCCUCUGGUGGGCCUGAAGCCGCUGCAGCUGCUGGAGAUCAAGGCUCGGGGUCGCUUUGGCUGUGUUUGGAAGGCUCAGCUCAUGAAUGACUUCGUGGCUGUAAAGAUCUUCCCACUGCAGGACAAGCAGUCGUGGCAGAGCGAACGGGAGAUCUUCAGCACGCCAGGCAUGAAGCACGAGAACCUGUUGCAGUUCAUUGCUGCCGAGAAGCGAGGCUCCAACCUGGAAGUGGAGCUGUGGCUCAUCACAGCCUUCCACGACAAGGGCUCCCUCACGGAUUACCUCAAGGGGAACAUUAUCACCUGGAACGAACUGUGUCAUGUGGCAGAGACAAUGUCACGAGGCCUCUCGUACCUGCACGAGGAUGUGCCCUGGUGCCGUGGCGAGGGCCACAAGCCUUCUAUUGCCCACAGGGACUUCAAAAGCAAGAAUGUCCUGCUGAAGAGUGACCUCACUGCUGUGCUGGCAGACUUUGGCCUGGCUGUUCGGUUUGAGCCGGGGAAGCCUCCAGGGGACACCCAUGGGCAGGUUGGCACGAGACGGUACAUGGCCCCUGAGGUACUGGAGGGAGCCAUCAACUUCCAGAGAGAUGCCUUCCUGCGCAUCGACAUGUACGCUAUGGGGCUGGUGCUGUGGGAGCUGGUUUCUCGUUGCAAGGCUGCAGACGGGCCUGUCGAUGAGUACAUGCUGCCCUUUGAGGAGGAGAUUGGCCAGCACCCUUCACUGGAGGAACUGCAGGAGGUGGUUGUCCACAAGAAGAUGAGGCCCACCAUUAAGGAUCACUGGCUGAAGCAUCCGGGCCUGGCCCAGCUCUGUGUGACCAUUGAGGAGUGCUGGGACCACGAUGCCGAGGCUCGCCUUUCUGCGGGCUGCGUGGAGGAGCGGGUGUCCCUCAUCAGGAGGUCGGUCAACGGCACUACCUCGGACUGUCUAGUCUCUCUGGUGACCUCCGUCACCAAUGUGGAUCUGCCCCCUAAAGAGUCCAGCAUCUAAGCCUAGGAUACGAGCGUCUCUCCAGACUCAGUGGAUCUGAAGACAAAAGGAAAAAAGUUGUGUUUUGUUUUGGAAAUCCCAUAUAACCAACAAACACAUAAAAUGCAGCUGCUAUUUUACCUUGACUUUUAUUAUUAUUAUAAUUAUUAUUAAUAAUAUUAUUUUUGGAUUGGAUCAGUUUUUACCAGCAUAUUGUUCUACUGUAUCGCAAACAGCGGACACGUCAGCAGGCGUUGAGGUGCUGAGCUGUGAAUGCAGAACCAGCGCCGUGCUGAAGAGCCUCAGCCACCUCCUGUCCUUCGGGAUCUGUUCCCCCAGCAUUCUUUUUGUCGUCUCAGCGUCUGUAACACAAAGAAACCCAUCUCCUGUCCUAGGAACCUCAAUGCUGCAAUCUCUACUAGAGGAACCUUUGAAGACUGUUACAUGAACAUACCCUUGCUCAGAAGAGGGUCCCCCUACCCCUUUAUUUUGUGUUUCUCCCUUUUCAGGCAGUGAGCUUACGAAAUGGCAGAUGUGUCUUCAUGGAUCUGAUGGGUGUCAUCCUGACCCAGCAGAGGGAAACAGAGAUGAAGGAGGAUGGUCUAGACCGAAGUUGGAGGGAGGAUGUUUCUGGGGCGGGUUGGGAGCGGAGCUACACUGGACUUGGGCACAUUUGGAGCAACACCCUUGGCUAUGGAGGCUGUUUUCUCAGGGACACUUAGUCCCAGCUCUAGCUGCAUUUUGGAAGCCAGCUCCCCUGCUUCUGUUCCCCAUAAAAGAAGACUUCUGUGCUCUCCAGCCGCCUGUCUCGGAAUGUAAUUCUGUUGUGCCUUGGUUUGUCACCCACUCCUCAAAAGCAACUGCAGUAAGCUUUCUCUACUUGUCUCUUCUAGCCCCCGCCCCUUCCCUGCCUCCCUUUCCAGCCCUGAUUUCUGGAUGCACUUGUGUGAUCCGGGUACUUUAAGAACCGGUUACCUCAGACCUCACAUUGAACGGUGUCUCCACCUGGGCUCUCUUGAUAACUGCCGACUCUUACCACAUGUGCAGGAGGCCCACUGAGUGUGGGCACUGACUCGUUUUAAAGCAAAACUCUUCCCAAAUGGACCAGGGGCUCCUGGCAAGCCUGUCCUGGCGCUGCGGGGGGGAGUGGGGAACUGGUUGGGCAUGUCAUCCGAAUGGUGCUUCCUGUGUCCUGUGCAUUCUGCCGUGUUCAGUAUUCUCCCGUGUCUGAAUAAGCAGAGCAACCUAACUAGCUGGUCUCGCACGCAAGUGAGCUCCAAAGACCAGCUCUUCGUAACGCCCUCAUUUCCAGUCUCCAGAGCUCAGACCUAGAACAUUCCGUCAAACAGCAGGGUAGAAGCCCCACCCCCACCCCAUCCACUGCCACAGUGUGUUCUGGGAAGAUGUCUGUAGUGUAUGUUGCUGUGGAAUUAGGCCUUGUGGGAUAUGGCUGCUUGUCAUUUUGAUGUAUUUUAAAUAAAUAAAUAUAUAUAUAUUUUUAAAGAGCCUUUUUUACCAGUUCAGAAAGCUUAAUUAACCAGCUGUCAUCACCUGAAUUUUUGUCUCUGGGGCACAGACGGCAGGGUGAGAUUAAAAGAGGUAACUCAGCCAUGAGUUGCCUGCCCUGGGCUGCCCUGCUGUCCCGCUGACCAUGGGACACUAGGGUCAGCUUGCACCUGGUGGGUUUCAACUCAGCCCUCCGGGUGUCUGGUGUCUGCCCUGCUUAGCGGACUGCUGACUUCAGUCCUUGCAAGUGCUUUAGCCCUAGUGGGGUUUUCCCAGAGCACUGCCACGAGCGAAGUGUAUGAGUUUAGCCAAAUAAUUUCUCUAUAAGGGAAAAGCGUGACAGAGACCAGAGUAGGAAACACAAGUUGUCAGAGGCCUCCUGGGAGCAAGCAGUUGUCACGUGGGCAGAGACCUCAGUUGAAAUGCUAGGCCCACCAACAAGAACGCAAUUAUUAAAAUGCCAGCAGCUUGCUUUCCCUCACUUUUCUUUUCCAGAAUUCUAUAAAAAUGCAAAGACAGUUGGGUGGUACUUGAGAACUGAAGGCGAGGGUUACUGCAGAUUAGCAACAAACUUGGAGAUUUCAGUGCCAUGACACAAAUCCACACGAUGCCAUUUUCAACUGUGCGAGAGAAUCUGCUUAUGAACGCGACAUGGUCCCAACGGUGACGUUAGAGGCCACAUUUUCACCCGCUGCUCAUUUUCCACAACUGCCCUUGAAUCUGUCUUAGUGUUGUGCAGUACUGCAAACUCACCUUGCGUCGAGUUUGAUGUCCAUUCCCGUGGAGAAGAGCAUUUGGCAUGUGACAGACAGUGAGCUGGAAAUAGAGCAGAGCAUCGAAUUUUGCAGGGACAGUGUUGGAACCAACAGAAAAUGUCACUUUUUAUUUACCAUCUUAUAUAUCAGUUUUACCAGCUACUUCUAAAUUUGUACAUUAUUUGGAAGAAAAAAAAAACUUAAGACUUGUCUAACUUAGUGGAGAAUGUGUGUGCUGCCCUUAGGAUGGGUAGCUAAGUCUCACUGAGCUGUGUUAUCUAACUUGUAUAUAUGAAUUGUAAUCAAAAGCUUGGAUUCAUCUGUUUCUCACAGUUUAAAACGACGAGUCAUUGCAAAGUCUGCAAGUGUGACUAGUCUAUGAUUUCAGGCUGUGUAGACGAGGAAGCUCUCUCAAGUGCUGAAACUAAAAACUUCUAGCUUGGGGCUCCAGUUCAAUUGAGUACUGUUUGUUUGCCAGAAUCUGUGAGGUGUAAAUGUAGCGGGACACUUUCCACCCUUGUAGCUAUAAAACAAACAUUUUGUAGAUCAGAAAAUAGCUUGUACUACUGAAUUAACAAAAGUUAUACUAAAGUAUCAUGUCUUUAAAAAAAUAUAUAUAUAUAUAAAUAUAUAUAUAUACAGAGUUAAGCUUGUUGCUGUUACCCUGUCUGGAUUUGAAAAGUGUGCUGAUUUAUAUAUAUCUAUAUAUAACACACACACACACACACACACACACACACACACAAUGGCCUGAAGCAGACAUCCAUGUAAUUACAGUUGUGAAAUGCAAAUGUUUUGGAAAGAACAUUGUAUCAUAGUUCAUUCAUUUGCAGUGGAUCUUUGCUCCUUUUUCCUGUGGUAAUUUUAGAAACGAGUGUCAAGUUUGAAAUUAGAUCUGCUAAGUUGGGGUUUUGCUGCUUGAAUACUGCACUGGGUCCUCAAACAAACCGAUGUGAAUGUAGUUUUUCCCCCUGUGUGAAGGAGCAGCCACACCCCCCAACAGAAUAGGAGGAAAA
Molecule: messenger RNA, 5079 nt
Organism: Microtus oregoni (creeping vole)
Lineage: Eukaryota; Metazoa; Chordata; Mammalia; Rodentia; Cricetidae
Gene: Acvr2b
Product: activin A receptor type 2B
Exons: 12
Coding region: 285-1823 (512 amino acids)
Biological process (GO): activin receptor signaling pathway; protein phosphorylation; cellular response to growth factor stimulus
Cellular component (GO): activin receptor complex; plasma membrane
Molecular function (GO): ATP binding; activin receptor activity; activin binding
Source: RefSeq, a predicted model, not a curated record